GUUAAGCUGUGUAAUACAUCCUGCUAAUCGUGUAGAUGCCAAAAAACACAAUUUUCUCGCAAUAGUCUGUUUCUGGCGACGGAAAAUUGCUACGUUGCGUAUUUGCAACAACGUGCUGACUGGGUUUGUUUUUUGUUCUCGAACUAGAAAUGGAUCCUAAACGCUUUUAUUGCCGUGCAAUUCCAUCAGAUAGCGAAGACAGCGAACUUUCCGGGAGUGACGACGACCCUGAGUGUAAGUCUGUUUGUAUUUAUCGUGUGUGCAGUGUGUUGUAUGGUGGAAUGCGCGAAUUUUUUCAUCAGGGUGUCUGCGCACUCACGCUUCUGUCUCGCAUCGUUACAGCUUCACCUUCAUAUCUGUGCUCCUGCGUUUAAAAUUUUUGGUUAUAACGCAAAGACACCGUGCAUAGUCGUUCCGUCUUCUUUCAAUAUACAGAAGCACCCUGUUUUCUAUAUCUGCAUUUUGCUUUGUUUUACCGCUAAUUUUAUUCCCUGUAUAUCACUGUCUGUUUGUGCUGCAGAUGUUCAACCUUAUCUCGAAAAGCUAAAUGACAGCACAAGCGAGUCGAGUACAUGCUCCGACGAGGACAAAUGUACAGCAAGUGGCACAACACCUCACCACCGCCCUGUACAAGCUAAGAGAAGGAUCAUUUGGAAGAAAGCGAAUCUAAUGAGAGAUCCGCAGACAGUUCAGUUCUCCGGGCAAAGUGAACUCCCAGAGUACAUUUCACAACUAGAGACACCAUUCCAAUACUUCAAAUUCCUCUUCCCGGGCUCGCUGAUUUCGCUAAUUGCAGACCAGAGCAAUUUGUAUGCGCUUCAGAAUGACGUGAGUCAGCCCCUCUGUACUACCGCAGAAGAGAUCGAAAUGUUUAUUGGGACGUGCAUGUGGAUGUCGAUCACACAAAUGAGGAAUUCGAGGUGGUACUGGAGUGCAGAAACCAGGGUUAGCCAAGUCGCUGACAACUUUCCUGUGGGCCGCUUUGAGAAACUAAAGCAUAAUAUACACUUCAUUGACAACAGUACUCUCUGCCCAAAGGACGCUCCAGGAAGAGAUCGGCUUGCGAAGGUGCGGCCUCUCAUUGAUGCCAUAAAUGAACAGUUGUCGCUUGUGCCUCUUGAAGAGCAUCUUUCUAUUGAUGAGCAGAUUAUACCCUUCAAAGGUAGAAGCUCCCUCAUGCAGUACUGUCCCAAGAAGCCCAAAAAAUGGGGUUACAAAGUUUUUGUGCUCUCCGGUGUAAGCGGCUUCUCGUACAAAUUGGAGGUGUAUACCGGACAGGAGAACACGGUGCAAAGACUUUCAGGAGAGCCUGACUGUGGAGCGAGUGGAAAUGUCGUUGUUCGCUUGAGUAGAAUGAUUCCGAGAGGCGUACACCACAAAGUGUACUUCGACAACUAUUUCAACAACCCAACCUUGCAGGUGUACCUAGAAAAAGACUCUGUACACUGCAUUGGUACUGUGCGGACAAACCGGGUCGCUGGAGUGAGGCUGCCUAGCGAGCAGGAAAUGAAAAAAAAAGGAAGAGGACAUUUUGAAGAGAGGGUUGCAGUUAUAGAUGGAAUUGAACUGUCAUGUACAAGGUGGCAAGACACCCGAGCAGUGACUUUGCUCUCCUCCUUUGUUGGAACACAGCCUGCUACAAGUGUAUCAAGGUAUAAUCGUCAAAAAAAACAGUGGAGUGAGAUACCAUGCCCUGCAGCGAUCACUAUCUACAACAAGCACAUGGGAGGCGUCGACCUUUUGAACUCCCUCAUCUCCAUUUACCGUCCCUACCUGAGGUCGAAGAGAUACUAUUUUCGUGUUUUUCUGCACAUCCUAGACUUGACAACUGUAAAUGCUUGGCUGCUUUACAAGAGGAAUGUCAUGAAAAAACGUGAUCAGUACACCGAACGGCUACUUCCGUUGGCUGAGUUUAAGAUGGACCUGGCUGCAUCACUCUGCAAGGCUGGGAAGACGGCGCUGAAGAAGCGAGGAAGGCCUAGCAAUGAGUCAGUAGAACAAGCCUCUGAUGAGAAGAAAAAAAGGGGACCAUCAGCUCCAACUCCAACUCAGGAUGUCAGGCUAGAUCAGGUUGGUCACUGGGUUCUUUGGAGUAAGAAGCGGCAGCGCUGCAAGCUUCCUGGCUGCACAGGAAUCUGCAUGAGCUACUGCGUUAAGUGUGGAGUGCAUCUCUGUUCCACAAACAAGAGCAAUUGCUUUUUUGUGUACCACACAACAAAAUGA
Molecule: messenger RNA, 2223 nt
Organism: Dermacentor albipictus
Lineage: Eukaryota; Metazoa; Arthropoda; Arachnida; Ixodida; Ixodidae
Product: piggyBac transposable element-derived protein 3-like
Source: RefSeq, a predicted model, not a curated record